This is a messenger RNA of Sinocyclocheilus anshuiensis, 864 nucleotides long. Its product is annotated as G1/S-specific cyclin-E1-like. Bases 96 to 383 code for a protein of 95 amino acids. The transcript has 4 exons. The record is from RefSeq and is a predicted model, not a curated record. Lineage: Eukaryota; Metazoa; Chordata; Actinopteri; Cypriniformes; Cyprinidae.
UGGAUCUGUGUAUACUGGAUGUAAGAAGUGUGGAGUUCUCUUACGGCCUUCUUGCAGCUUCUGCACUCUUCCACUUCUCUUCUCUAGAGCUAGUGAUGAAAGUUUCAGGGCUGAAGUGGUGUGACAUGGAGGAGUGUGUGAGAUGGAUGGUCCCUUUCGCCAUGUCAAUCCAUGAAGCAGGCAGCUCAGCCCUCAAGACAUUCAAAGGAAUAGCAGUGGAUGAUAUGCACAAUAUCCAGACCCACGUGCCUUACAUGGAAUGGCUGGGAAAGGUGCACUCCUAUCAGCUAGUGGACAUUGAGAGCAGUCAGAGGUCUCCUGUUCCCUCUGGAGUGCUCACACCACCACCCAGCAGUGAAAAGCCCGAGAGCACAGUCUCCUGACUUCAUUAUGUAUGGAAUAGGACACAGCCCUGACAGAUGAGUUUAAAUGAAAAUCAACAAAUCAACGGCAUUACAGGACAAACGCAAGCAUCAGCUCACAUGCAUCAGCAUAAGACUCAAGACCAAAAAUGUCUUAUGCUUCAUUUUUUUCCCCCACUUAAUGUAUACUACCUGCCAAAAUCUCAGAGCUGUUGCUGUCUCUGAUUGCUGCUAAAAUAGGGUGGGACUGGAGCAGAUGGAAAGAUGACCACAGAGAUCCCCACACAAAUAUGGGCAUGGGUUUCUGGGGCUCAGGUUGCCAUUUGGACCAGCAAAAUCCUGACAGGUUGUCAUGGGGAUGCGAGUCUCCACUGCCAGAAAGGACCAGAGAAAUCACCAGCUUCAGAAGCUAGGACUCGAAUUUUAUAUUUAAGAUUUUCCACUGGUCGCCUCCUAUGUGUUUGUAACCAAAUUUGAUAAUUCGCUUUUUAUAGGUUUGUUU